UCGGUGCUCCUCUUUUCCAGUUCUCGUUUCCGCAGCCCUCUUUUCCUUCACUUCUGCUCUGCGCAGCUCAGUCGCCGAAGGCAGAACAAAUUACAUCAAUGGCUGUCACGUUCUACGACCUGGGCUCGGCUGCUGGCCUCAAGAAACUCGAUGACUACCUGUUAACUCGUAGCUACAUCUCUGGAUAUCAGGCUUCCAAGGAUGAUAUCACGGUGCACGCUGCGCUUUCGAAGGCUUCGUCCGCGGAAUAUGUGAACGUGUCGCGUUGGUACAACCAUAUUGAAGCACUUCUGAGGAUUUCUGGUGUUGCCGGAGAAGGUAGUGGUGUUGUGGUGGAGGGAGCCGCCCCGAUCACUGAGGAGGCAGUUGCUACCCCACCCGUGGGUGACUCAAAGGCUUCUGCUGCUGAUGAAGAUGACGACGACGAUGUGGAUUUGUUUGGUGAAGAGACUGAAGAGGAGAAGAAGGCUGCAGAAGAACGUGCAGCUGCCGUCAAGGCGUCUGGAAAAAAGAAAGAGAGUGGCAAGUCUUCAGUUCUGUUGGAUGUGAAACCAUGGGACGACGAGACAGACAUGAAGAAGCUUGAGGAGUCAGUCAGAGGCGUUCAGAUGGAGGGAUUGUUUUGGGGAGCUUCCAAACUUGUACCUGUUGGGUAUGGUAUAAAGAAAUUGCAGAUAAUGCUCACCAUUGUCGACGACCUUGUCUCUGUGGACACUCUUAUUGAGGAACAUCUCACGGAGGAACCAAUUAACGAAUAUGUGCAGAGUUGUGACAUUGUGGCCUUCAACAAAAUAUGAUUUGAGCUCAGAGAGGUUUAUUGUGGGUUGAGGUUGAUAGACUUCGAGAUCAUUAUGCAUUUUUGUUGUGGCUAUUGUUUUGGUUUUUCUUUUACUUAUUUUGUUUCCUGGGAAUAUGUUUGAAGUGUCUUGUCGUCAUUGGGGAUUUUGUAAUCCUAGCAAUUUAGAUGAUGCCUUAUUUGGUGCUCUUUUGUCACGAACGUCUUUCUAGUUUUAAAACCUUAUUUUAAGUAAAAGCGAAUCAGACCAUUCCAAUUUUGGUAUGGUUUUUGUUUAUUCAUCUAUCAUAUCAAUAAGUUGGUUGA
This is a messenger RNA of Morus notabilis, 1102 nucleotides long. RefSeq names its product elongation factor 1-delta. Gene Ontology annotation, biological process: translational elongation. The record is from RefSeq and is a predicted model, not a curated record. The transcript is spliced from 8 exons. Lineage: Eukaryota; Viridiplantae; Streptophyta; Magnoliopsida; Rosales; Moraceae. Gene Ontology annotation, cellular component: eukaryotic translation elongation factor 1 complex; cytosol. Gene Ontology annotation, molecular function: guanyl-nucleotide exchange factor activity; translation elongation factor activity. The coding region runs from base 99 to 797 and encodes 232 amino acids.